GUGAGGAAGCUGAACAAAAAAAUACUCAUACAUCCAAGUGACAACAUCAAAACCAUUCAUGUUUGUGGUACAAUUGUACAAGAAUUAUUCAACAUAAGGGAAUUGAAAUUCCUAAUGAGAUGCCAAAGAGAUGUAGAUUACAUAUUUUUGCUUGUUGGACAAAGAGCACUUGCUGCAGAAAUUGCUACUUACAGCAAAGCCAUGAGUCCAAAUACAAAGGUAAUUGGAGUCUAACCAGAUGGGGCUGAUUCCGUGAUUCAAGCAUUCUAAGCAAAACAAGUGGUUAAAUAGGAGAUUUUGAGGGAUCUGAAGUACAAGUAUGACGAUCUUACAACUAUAAAAUCUCCGAAUUGCAGUUGAACCUGCUGGUGUAAUAAAAUCAGUUACUUUUUGUAUCAGUUCUUGAUCAGUUUGGUAUUCCAAAAGUGUUUAGGUCCUCAUGAUAAUAUCACGCAUAUUCAAUUAUUAAAAAAGGCCAUUCUAAAGAGAGGCCCAUGUUUAGUAGCAUUGAUGUUGCCAAGAAGGACAGAAUCAAACAAGUCAUGGAGAAUAUGAG
Paramecium octaurelia is the source of this 556-nucleotide messenger RNA. The record is from the annotation of a GenBank genome assembly. NCBI's taxonomy places the organism in Eukaryota, Ciliophora, Oligohymenophorea, Peniculida, Parameciidae.